UUUUCUCUUGGCUAUGGAUGUUGUGAUUGUCCGUAGGUGGUAGAUGGUCUCUGACUGUCGAACGCGGAGGUACCACCCGGCGGAUCUCGUAGGCGGAGCCAGAAUGUGUGCAUGUUGCAUACACACGUGUUCCCUCGCCAUAGUCCGUGUGGCGCCCCCCCCCCUUUCCCCGUAUCCCUCAUAGCCCCAUGGCCUUCGUGGUAGUUGGAGUAUAAAAAAAAAG
Acanthoscelides obtectus is the source of this 223-nucleotide messenger RNA. The record is from the annotation of a GenBank genome assembly. NCBI's taxonomy places the organism in Eukaryota, Metazoa, Arthropoda, Insecta, Coleoptera, Chrysomelidae.